Molecule: messenger RNA, 588 nt
Organism: Arabis nemorensis
Lineage: Eukaryota; Viridiplantae; Streptophyta; Magnoliopsida; Brassicales; Brassicaceae
Source: the annotation of a GenBank genome assembly
AUGGAAUCAAAGAUUACGAGUGCUUCUGCUUCAAAAGAUCCUUCCUUUUGCUCGAAAUGGCCAUGGGAUUCAAACAAAACCUCCAAAUCUUCAAGCGGAUGCGACUUUCAAGUCCCGUGGUUGUUCAGAUCUAUGCAAAGUGUUGGCUCAAUUGCUCUCACUUCCUUGACUUCAUCACUCAGGUUUGGUCAUGGAGGAGUGGUGACUGGACCAAAGAAGAAACCUUUAAGUAGUUAUGAGCAAGGAGAAGCAGAGCAAAGAGCUUUUGCAGCUGCUUUAGCUAGCGAGAAAGAUGCUACAGUACUUGAGUUUUACUCACCUAAAUGCAGACUCUGCAAUUCGUUGCUUAACUUUGUUUUAGAGGUUGAGAAAAGGAACUCGAAUUGGCUUAGUAUUACAAUGGCAGAUGCAGAGAAUGAGAAAUGGUUCCCUGAGCUUCUUCACUAUGACAUAAAGUAUGUUCCUUGCUUUGUUUUGCUGGACAAAAAUGGACAAGCUUUGGCUAAGACUGGUGUUCCAAGUAGUCGUGCUCAUGUCAUUGCAGGUAUUUCUCAUCUUCUCAAGAUGAAACGACCACCCACCUUCUGA